Molecule: messenger RNA, 1398 nt
Organism: Chaetura pelagica (chimney swift)
Lineage: Eukaryota; Metazoa; Chordata; Aves; Apodiformes; Apodidae
Gene: PCYOX1
Product: prenylcysteine oxidase 1
Exons: 7
Coding region: 1-1398 (465 amino acids)
Biological process (GO): prenylated protein catabolic process; prenylcysteine catabolic process
Molecular function (GO): prenylcysteine oxidase activity
Source: RefSeq, a predicted model, not a curated record
AUGGAUGAGCUCCAAGUUUAUUAUCAGCUUAUUUAUUUGCAACAGAAAUUCGGGCAGGGGGUGAAGCUGGAGGUGCUGGAGCCCGGGGCCGUGGGGGGACGCCUGGCCACGCUGCGGGGGGGGGGGGCUGACUAUGAGGCAGGGGGGUCCAUCAUCCACCCCCUCAACCUGCACAUGAAGCACUUUGUCAAGGAGCUGGGCCUCUCAGUGGUCUCAGCCCACGGGGGCCUGAUGGGCAUUUAUAACGGGGAGGAGUUUGUGUUUGAGGAGAGCAGCUGGUACCUCAUCAACCUUCUCAAGCUCCUCUGGCGCUACGGGCUCAACCCCCUGAGGAUGCACAUGUGGGUAGAAGACAUCCUGGACAAGUUCAUGAGGAUCUAUCGGUACCAGAGCCACGACUUCGCCUUCAGCAGCGCCGAGCGGCUGCUGCACGCCCUGGGUGGGACCCUCUUCACCCAGAUGCUGAACCAGACCAUCGAGGAGGCCAUGCAGCAAGCUGGCUUCUCCCACAAGUUCAUCAAGGAGAUGGUGUGUCCAGUCAUGAGAGUCAACUAUGGGCAAGGUGUCAACAUCAACGGGUUCGUGGGUGCAGUUUCUCUGGCUGGGGUGGACUCAGGCCUUUGGGCAGUAAAAGGGGGGAACAAACUGGUCUGCACUGGCCUUCUCCAGGCCUCCAAAGCUGAAGUGAUCUCUGGUACUGUUGUGUCUAUUGAGCCAAAAAUCAGACCCAGUCGUAUAGGGGACCCGGUGAAGCUGUACCAAGUGACCUACAACACCAGCUCUGGCCUGACAGGGGACACGUACGACAUGGUGUUCAUCGCCGCCCCGCUGGGCCGCAGGAUGGCCGACAUCACCUUCAAGAACUUCGACCCCCCUGUCCCCGAGUUCCCCAACCCCUACCACCAAACUGUCACCACCCUGGUGCACGGGCGCCUCAACGCCUCCUUCUUUGGGUACCAGGACCCCUCCAGCUUCCGUUUGGAUGCCAUCUUCACCACGGAGAACCCAGAACUCUUCAUCAACAGCCUGGGGGUGGUGUCUCCUGUGGACGGGGUGGGUGAGGAUGGGAAGUCUCCCUCACAAUCCCACGUCUGGAAGGUGUUUUCCCAGGAGGAGCUCAGCAAAGAGCAGCUUCGCUUGCUUUUCUCCUCCUACGACUCGGUGAAGGUGAAGAAGUGGUUGGCGUACCCUCACUACAGCCCCCCGGAGAAGUGUCCCCCCAUCAUCCUGCACGACAACCUGUACUACGUGAGCGGGCUGGAGCGGGGCGGCCGCGCCAUAGAGCUCCGACCCAUCGCCGCCCGCAACGCGGCGCUGCUGGGCUAUCACCGCUGGCACGGGAACCGGCACCUCAUCGACCAGCAGGACCUGCACGAGAGGCUGAAAACGGAGCUCUGA